Molecule: messenger RNA, 1338 nt
Organism: Eruca vesicaria subsp. sativa (arugula)
Lineage: Eukaryota; Viridiplantae; Streptophyta; Magnoliopsida; Brassicales; Brassicaceae
Source: the annotation of a GenBank genome assembly
CAACAGCAUUGGUUUAUUACUUAAACCAAACGGUAACGUGUCAAAGCCUUUAUUACCUGCCAAAAUUGCAUUUUCUUUUUUCUGAAAGAUUCAUUUACUCUCCCGGCGAUUCUCUCUCUCUCUCUAAAAGAGAAGCUUCAGAUACAGAAGAAGACAACAGUAUCUCUCUCUCUUUUUAACUCACUAGAUCUUCUUCUCUGUUGUAAAGCUUUCAACUUUUUUUUUUCCCGAUGAGGUGUAAAAGACACACAGUUGAUUUCAGUAGCAGUAUCGGCGUUUGCGCUUCUUGUCUCCGUGAACGUCUCUUCUCCCUCGCCGCUUCAACCGCCGCGUCUGAAGCUAACGAUCAUAAAACCUCUCCUCCUCCUCAUCCUCGUCCUCUGUUUUUUCCUCGCUCUGUUUCUCCUUACGUCUCCGCAAGAAAAUCCGACGCCGGAAGAGGACGAGCCGACAUCACUUUAGCUUCUUCUCACAACAGAUUCUUCCCAACGCCGCAAGUAAGCUCCUCCACCGCCGUCGGAAGAACAUCGUCGUCGGAAAAACUCUUUGAUUCCUCCCGUUCUUUAAAGAAGAAACAGAGCAAGCUAUCUCGAUUCUCCAGCUUAUUCAGGACAAGAUCUGAAGAGUUUAAAGAUUCCUCCGACGCGUCAACGUCUUCUCCUCCUUCAUCUUCCUCAUGGCUAUCGAAAGUCCUCUCCUUUCGAUCCAAAAAGCCAUCUUCUAAUACAUGCUACAUCGAGGAUUUGAUUGCUUCCGAGUCAAGUCACCGACCAAGACAGAGACACCACAGAGGAAUGUCACCGGCGACGGUGGAUUACGAACUCGAGGAAACUCCGGAGAGAGUUAAAAGAACGCCGGCGGCGGCGAUGGGAACUCCGGGGAGAAGAAAGACGGCGAUGAUUGGUUCAGGGAUGGGUUUCUGUUUGAGUCCAUUGGUGAGAGCUAAACCUAACGGUUCUUCUACAUGGAAAGGGAAACUUCCGCCGGAAUUUGGGUAUAAUUAUACCGGUGAGCUUAAGUCUCCGGCGAGGCCUCACAUUUCGACGGCGGCGUCUUUUUGCGCGAACCGGUCUAAGAAGCUUGUCGAUUUAGGACGGGUUGAUCCCCGCCGUUGAUUGUGUUUUGUGUUUGGUCGUUUUCAGACCGUUUCUAUACGUAAUUACCUAAAUACCACUCACAAGAUUCAUAUGAUGGUUUUAUUAUUAUUAUAUAGUGGCUUUACUAUACCAACAGAUAAAGAGUGAAAAAUUUUCCUUUCUAGUAUAUUAAGUAUGAAAGUCUCAUUGUAUAUUGUAAUUGUUAUUUUGUGUAGGAGAUUAGAAUAACAAAUCUAAAUUG